This is a messenger RNA of Clarias gariepinus (North African catfish), 3667 nucleotides long. RefSeq lists its product as uncharacterized. Bases 220 to 969 code for a protein of 249 amino acids. Gene Ontology annotation, biological process: protein localization to plasma membrane. The record is from RefSeq and is a predicted model, not a curated record. NCBI's taxonomy places the organism in Eukaryota, Metazoa, Chordata, Actinopteri, Siluriformes, Clariidae. The transcript is spliced from 7 exons.
ACAGAAGCGAUGGAAGAAUGUAGUUUGGUUGGUGGAAGACACAGGUUACUAGUAAGAACUUCUCUUUAGGACGAAAACUUUUAGUAGGCUUACUGAGAUGCUAAGAAUAGGAACGCAAUGAGGCUCAGCACUUGGCUGGUUAGCAUCUGUUCAAAAGAGACUUACUGACAACCUUAAAAUCAGCUCUGCCAAAUCGUUUGGUAAUUCAUCUGAAGAGACAUGGCAUACUGGAUUUUAUUACCCAUCAGUCUCAGUGCUGUCUCAUUCAUCGGCUGCUGGAUGGUGUAUGGACUUGCAUUAAGAUUCCACCAUGUCUGCUCACUCAGUAAUUGGGAAUACAGCGACUCAUGUCCUACAAAUGAAACUGAAAGAUGCUGCACAGGAUAUAACAUACCCACCAUAAGUGGAAGUGGAACCCAAUUUCCAGAAAAUUCAUUGUUUAGUGCUACAAUCAAUGGGGCUUCAUUUUUGUUUGUGGUUUUCAGUGUUUUCCAUCAUGCACACAUCCUGAAGAAAUGCAAUGCUCACCACCUCACCAGCAAGUGUGCUAUGGUCUUUGGUUGUAUUGCUGCAGUCGGUGCCUUCGUGGCUGGAAACUGUAAUCCAGCAGAGCUGAUAUUUCUGCAUAAUAUAGGUGCUGCUUUGAGCUUCAUUUGUGUCUGCUUCUACACGGUGCUGCUCACAUUUCUGACAAGCAGGUGCAGGCUAACUGGACUAGAGUGCUUUCUCUACCCAAUACGGAUCGUGUUCUCCAGCAUCCAGGUCAUAGUGACCAUACUGUACUGCAUCUUUUUUUCUCAAAAGGAGUUCUUUUACAGGCACAUGUCUGCCAUUUUUGAGUGGACAGUCAGCAUGAACCUGGAACUCUUUGAACUCAGCUAUGCUGUGGAGUUUUAUUCCUUUUCUUCUGCAGUGCUUUCAGUACUCCUCUCAAAAAGGGAUGAAGAGAACACAAUGAUUUUGUCCUGACAACUGACAUUUAGCCCAUGCCUCUAGCUUGUUAAGCAACAAAUCAUUGUUAUUUUUAAGGAGCUUACGAUCAAACUUGAAAGUCCUAAAAGAUAUUUAGAGCAGCAAACCAGUAAACGAGUUUGUGACUCAUCUUUGUUACUCAGGCAUGUAAGCAUUAUUUUGCACAAAUGAAAUCCUCAGCCUUGGUUGGAAUUUCUUUUCUGAAGUGUUCUGUAAAAGUUAAAUAUACGCAGGCUGUAUAUGUUACAGAAUUAUUUUUUUGUGAUUCCUUAUUUGAUUAUAUAUAGAAUCAACUUUAAAGUAUAUAUAGAGAAAGAAAUUCUUAUUAUAUGUCUGCAGUGGGGAAGUAAAUUUUGUCAUGAUUGGAAAAAGCAAAUUUUGUUUUGAAUAGCCUACAUCAAGACACCAGUGGGUGGCUAGCAAACUGACCAAUAAAAUCAACUGUUGCAUUUAAGUCUAUUUUUAAAAAUUUAUAAUGAUGUUCUGUAUAUGCAAAUACCCCCACCCCCUUUGUUUUUUUAUAUGUGAUCAUGGUUAAGGGAUUGCAAAAUUCAGCUCCACCUACCAGUUUAUAUCAAUAAACUUACCCGUGUUGUAAAUUCCUGAGAUAUUUAAAGGUACAGGCCUAACUUGUAGAUUCUCUAGUGGACUACUAGACUUUCUUAGAUGUAGACUCAGUGUGUGGAUAUGUCGACUCAUCACAACAUGCUGUACCUUGUUCAUGCUGUACCUUGACAGCAUAAUGCGGUUACUGAGGAUGAAUAAAUAAAUAAUCAGACAAUAAAAAAACUGUGAAAAUUCAGUUUAAAGCAGGGUACUUUUAAUAGGUCAACACGGAUUGGAACUGUACAUCUCAAAUCAGUGUUUUCCAGAAUUGACAUCUAAAGGGAUAAAAAGCUCUAAAAAAACUCAUCUUGGUCAGAAGCUGACUCCGUCUAUACUUUAGUUAAUCCAUGAGUGGGCAAAUGGGUGGAACGAGCAAACCUACUUACCACAGUUACCACAAGCUAACUUAGCAAAAAUGCUAAGGUGGCUAACAUGAAUUUAUAUAGUUUGCAUUUGUUUAAAGUCCAUCAUCCAUGCCCCUCUACACGUUGUCCCAUGUCAACUAUUACAUUCCUUUGUUGUGAUAUUCUAUUAGCUCAUUAGAUAAAGUGAUGCAUACUGUAGCAGACAGCUAGUGGUUUGACACCUGCAAUGCAGCUGUCCCUCAAAUCGGCCACACCCAUAAUUGUGUAUAGCUCUAUGGCUUAGUUUUUUUUUUUGUACCAAGAUGUUCAUUUCAGCUCUAAAUUUAAAAAUUUUAACAUGGGGGUCUAUAGGGAUUGACUCACUCUUGGAGCCAGCUCCCAGUGGUAAUUUUAGGAACAGCAUUUUUGUAAGAAAAUAUUUGUCAUAGAUGGCUUUCGAAAAAGACCAGAUAGCAAAAGCCCAUUCUGUCUAAAAGAACAUAGUGCAAGACUUGGGGUUUUGCAAAACUGCAUCUAAACAAACCACAAAAUCCGGGAGCAAUAUCCUUUUGUAUUGACGGGCAGCUCAGUUGUUAAGGUGUUUGCCUACUGAUCUUGAGGUUCUAACCCAAGCACCACCAAGCUACAACUGGUCUGCCCUUGAGCAAGGCCUUUAACCCUUGACUGCUCAUAUGUGUAAUGAGAUAAAUGUAAGUCAUUCUCGAUAAGAGCAUCUGCCAAAUGACAUAAAUGUACUGUAAAUGUAAAUAUGAGGCCAAGGUAGAAAUGUUUGGUCAUCAUGCAUACAGCCAAAACACAGUAUUGAUUCAGAUUUUUUUAUGUUUUACAUAUGAUACAGACAAUGUGUGCGCCAAUAAAAUGACUAAUCUUGCUUCCUAAAAAUUUCAAGUUGCUAACUUCACCUAUUUUGAAGAGAUGAUCUUAUAUGUGUGCAAAAAAUGCAAUUUUUCAGCACUAUGCUGUCUCGCUUUAAGCAAUAAUAAUUAAAAAUGGGAUUUUUUUAUGUUUAUAAGUGUUGAUAAAAUCGGUGUAAGCCUCUAGAAGCAUAGGCGCAGUAAAAUUGUUGCUUAAAUUUAUUUUCUGGUAUUAAAAAAAGCUUAAGAAAUUUGUAAUGUCUUUAACCAUGUUAAAUUCAUGUUGCAAUAUCUUAACAAUUUUGCAUUUUAGAAUAAUACACUUUUUCAGAUUUAUGUUUUUUUCAUGCAAAUUCAUAUUAUCUGAAUAACAACUAAGAUCACUGAGAAAUUUUUAUUCCACAAAGUUAUGGACACUACAUAACGGCAUGAAAUUGUAUUUAGCAGUGUUUCUUUUCAUCUGAUAAGAAUAUGUGUAUGGAUAUUUUGAAAAUGAAGAACGGAUCGGGAGAAGCAUUAAGUAACAUCAAAAUGGUGUUAUGUGAUCCUAUCUGAAAAUUUACUUAGGUGAGACACUUUUUAGCACCAGUCCCAUCUUUUGUCUGACGAGUGCAAUGUUUGAUGAAAACAGAACAAAAAUGGUAUCACCACAAUUAAUUAACACCAGCUGUCACGCAUGGUGGUGAAAGGGUGAAGAUUUGAGCUUGUUUUGAAGCUACAUGACCUGAUCAAUGUGCAAUCAUUGAAACCAAUCCUGCUGCAGCUUGUUCUGAGCUGAAGUUAGACAGUUAGAAGGGUGUACUUGCACACAGUUUCUGAAUGUUGGUUUGCAGUAUACAAAAAAAUAUUGAUAAUUAAAUAUUGAACCCU